ACGACAUUUUGGACACGCCAUAACGUGUUAGAACAUUUGUUGUUGUUUUCUUGACAAUCUUUUCGUUCUUGUUCAUGGCAGACAAAAGUCAACUUUGUUCAGUAUGGGUGGGAUCAGAAACAGGGAUAUUGAAAGGUGUGAGCCUAUCCAAAAAACAGGCAUUCAACUUCUGUGAGAUGAGCUGCUUGAGUCGGGACCAGGAAGUGUGUGUACUGGGCUGGGGAGAUCCACAGGAGACUGAGGUGCUGGUGGGGUCUGUGAAUGGCACAGUGAAGACGUUCAGCACAGAGAAGGGCAUCUUCACUGAGACCAGACAGUGUGGGGAGAGCACCCAUGGCAGGUUCACAGGACUCGCUGUCACAGACCGUGCUCUGAUCACGUGUGUGGAGACAGGACUGCUGAGGGUCUGGAAGGAGGGCAGCACAGACACAGUUGAAAUAAAUGCUGGGAAGAAUGUUUGUCGGAUGCGACAGAAUCCCUCGCAGCGCAAUCAAGUGGCUACAGGAGGGAAGGAGAACGGCCUGAAGGUCUGGGAUCUGGAGAGACCUGAAACACCUAUCUUCACCUCCAAGAAUGUGCGUAAUGACUGGCUGGACCUGCGAGUCCCAGAGUGGGUCAGAGACAUGGCCUUCAUCCCAGACUCAGACAAGAUAAUCACCUGCACAGGUCACCACCAGGUGCGAGUGUAUGAUCCAGCCUCUCCCCAGAGGCGUCCUGUUCUAGAGGCUCAGUUUGGGGAGUACCCCCUCACAGCCCUCUCCCUCCCUGCCAGCCAAGACAGUGUUGUAGUGGGCAACACACAUGGCCAACUCGCCAUCUUAGAUCUGCGGAAAGGCCUAGUGCGUGGGUGUUUAAAGGGGCUGGCAGGAGGGGUGCGGGGGCUUCAGUGCCACCCCUCUCUCCCUCUAGUGGCUUCUUGUGGUUUGGAUCGCUUUCUGAGGGUACACAGCCUGGAGGACCGCACUCUACAGCACAAGGUGUAUCUGAAGUCACGACUCAACUGUGUGCUUCUGUCCAGCAGAGAUCUCGAGCUGAGCAGUACAGGAGUGACCGGAGAUGUGGAGGAAGUGAAAGAAGAGGGAGGAGAACUGGAUGAGGUGUGGGACACUAUGGAGAUGAUAAAAGAGAAGGCGAAGAAAAGAGCAACAGAAGAAGCUGUUGUUGAAGAAGCAGAGAAGAAGACUAAGAAGAAAAUAAAAGUGGUCAAAUGACCAGCCGUGGAGAGCUUAAGGAAAGGACUGUUCUCUUUAUGAGAAACGCAGAAGGUCUAGAGGUCUGCUAAAGCCAGUGUUGUGGAUGUACUGACUGUUUUCCUGUUGAAUCAGUACUGGAAAUGGAAUAGCCAUAGUUUCCCAUUAAAACUAUGACCUCUCUGGAGUUGUGUGCAUGUCCUUUUGUACCAACUUCCUUGAAAUGUAGCUAACAUUAAAAAUCAUUACGUACAGAUUGAUAUUCUUUUGGCAACAACUCACAAAAAGAAACAUUGAAUUGACAAUAUCCCAGGGCUAAAACAAUUUCUCAUAUGAACUCUGAACAUGACUGUGUGUGUCUGUGAAAGAAUGCAAUGUCCCUAAUAAACAGACAGGUGGCAUCUGG
This is a messenger RNA of Coregonus clupeaformis (lake whitefish), 1596 nucleotides long. RefSeq names its product WD repeat-containing protein 74. Gene Ontology annotation, cellular component: preribosome, large subunit precursor; nucleolus. Bases 75 to 1211 code for a protein of 378 amino acids. Gene Ontology annotation, molecular function: protein binding. The record is from RefSeq and is a predicted model, not a curated record. The transcript has 10 exons. Gene Ontology annotation, biological process: ribosomal large subunit biogenesis. Lineage: Eukaryota; Metazoa; Chordata; Actinopteri; Salmoniformes; Salmonidae.